Erpetoichthys calabaricus (reedfish) is the source of this 2167-nucleotide messenger RNA. RefSeq names its product ddb1 and cul4 associated factor 17 (gene dcaf17). The transcript is spliced from 15 exons. The coding region runs from base 323 to 1930 and encodes 535 amino acids. Lineage: Eukaryota; Metazoa; Chordata; Cladistia; Polypteriformes; Polypteridae. Gene Ontology annotation, cellular component: Cul4-RING E3 ubiquitin ligase complex. Gene Ontology annotation, biological process: protein ubiquitination. The record is from RefSeq and is a predicted model, not a curated record.
GUAUUAGUAUUCACUGAGAAUUAUAAGAUGCUUGGAAUAGGCAAGCAUUGUAUGUGUUAGUUGCACAAAUGCAUCGAAGGGGUUGUUGUAGCUCCUUGUUUAAUUCAAAUAGUCUCUGUUAAAUUCUCCAGUAAAAAGUGAAAUCCCCGAUAUUCUAAGCGCAUCAUUUUUGAAUCUGAAUUAUAUUUCGUUGAAUUGUGCUUUCAAUUAUUUUGCACGCUUUGCCAAACUUUAAGCGACUGUAUAUUCAGGAGAUUAAAUCUUCUCGAAAUCGGUAUAGCAGAGGCUUUGCCUGCGCUACUUACUAAAAGUGCAUGGAGGUAUGAGUUUCGGCACUGUUCAGUCCCAAGGCACAUCAGAAAAUUGUCCACAACCACCAUUGUCUUCCUGGAAUACUGGAUCUACAAAAACUUGCAAUGCCUGUAUUCUUCUAUUUCGAAGAUCAAGUGGCAUUUUUCAAGAUCAGGCUGGAGUAUUGUACAGAAAAAACAUGAUGCUCCUGUGCCAGCUCAUGUGCCAGGACACCACUGUAUUCAAAAAUGUGUGGAUGAAGCGCUCAAAAUGUCCUAUUGCUUACGAAAAAGGAAGAAUUUACUUUGAAAAUUAUCGAUGCUGCUACAACAGCAUUGGCGUGAAACCUCAUCGACUCUAUGAACUGCCUAAGUGCUCAAAGCUGGAAAAGAUUCAGGAUGCUUUACUGUGUGAAUGCCCUAUUGGUGAAACCUUGUCCACACCAGCCGACAGUGAAUCUUGCCUUCUUGCGCUUACAACCAACAACUGGCUUCAUCGGUAUUCCACCAAGACUGGCAAACUGCUGGGAAGUGUUUAUUUGUCCUCUCAGUGUAAAUUCAGGUACUUGAGCUGGGAUAUACCUCAGGAAACUCUGGUGAUCAAAUCUGUCCAGAGCAAGCUGACUCCUUUGGCUAGACAGGCAGGUGUUGUCCAGCCGUCUCUGCUAUGUCUUGCCGUGUUCCAGGUUCUUCCACUGACAUUGCUCUGGAUGCUUGAGAUUAGCAAAAACGUUUUCGGAAAUAAUAUCAUCGAUGCCACUAUAUCUCACGGUAUACUUAUUGUAACAUACAGCAUGGGACUAGUGCGACUGUACAGCUUUAAACAAAUAACAGAAAAGUUUAUGCUACAAAAAUCUGUACUUGGUCAGGAGUUUGAAAAGAACGGAUGUCCUGGCUUAGUAGGGUUACCACCGUUUGGCAUUCCUUUUAACAUUCAAAUAACAGAGCCUCCUCUGUUACUGUUUGAGGUGUCUUGUCUGGAAAAUGCUUUACAGAUUGGUGGAUUCCCCUGGCAUUACAUUGUUACGCCAAAUAAGAAGCAAAACAAAGGCAUCUAUCAUAUUUGUUCGCUAAAGGAUAAUCUGCUGGCAAAGAAUGGAAUUCAGGAAAUGAAUUGUUGUUCAAUGGAGUCCGACUGGAUAUACUUCCAUCCUGAUGAUUCUGGGAGAAUCAUACAUGUUGGACCAGGGAAGAUAAACAUGCUGAAACUGACAGAAAUCCAUGAAUGCCAGUACCAAGUUGUGGAAGACUACAUCAUUGUUGCUGCUCGAGAAAACAGGGCAAAUCAAAAGAUAACGGUCACUUCUUCAGGCCGUGUUGUGAAAAAGAGAUAUGACCAACUGGAUGAUGACCCAGAGCAAGAGACAUUUAAGAUUGUUGAGUAUGAAGAUGAGCUGGACCUUUUGGCAACAGUAGCUGUGACUCAGACAGAAACAGAUGGGAAAGCCCUUGUUCGUCUCCAUGACAACCAGACAGGAGUACUUAUCAAGGAGAUCAAUCUGGAGGAAUCUUGGGAUGUGACCCACAGCAAUGAACUGUUCUUUGACAGAGAUACCAUUGUGCAUCUGGAAAACCUGCCUAACAGAAAUUUCACGUGCUAUGUUUACAAAAUGAUCCGGCACUUCCAGGAUGAAGAUUAGCAUUGAGACUGGCAACUUUGGACUUGUGGUGCUUGAAAUUGUUGUUAGAUUAUUUGUAAUGUCAAUUUUUUUAGUACUGUAUACACUUAAUAGGAAAUAUUAAAUCAGGAUGUUUUGCAAUAUUUUGAUAUACUUUACCAAUUAUGAGAAUUGCUCAAAGGGAACUUAAACGUAGUCAGGUGGGGUACCAUACGUACUGUGUAAGGUCUAAACUAGUAGCCCUCAAUUUGUUUUUGU